Messenger RNA from Rhineura floridana, 4520 nucleotides. It is a transcript of the gene HCN4, whose product is annotated as hyperpolarization activated cyclic nucleotide gated potassium channel 4. The coding region runs from base 231 to 4001 and encodes 1256 amino acids. Gene Ontology annotation, molecular function: voltage-gated potassium channel activity. The record is from RefSeq and is a predicted model, not a curated record. Gene Ontology annotation, biological process: potassium ion transport; transmembrane transport. The transcript has 8 exons. Gene Ontology annotation, cellular component: membrane. NCBI's taxonomy places the organism in Eukaryota, Metazoa, Chordata, Lepidosauria, Squamata, Rhineuridae.
UAAAUUCUAAACGGGGCGCAACCCCGAAGAAAGGAUGGCCAUCUUCACCGUCUGCCUAAGGAGAUGAGGAAGAGCCCACCUUAGCAGCCUCCUGGUCCUUGACCCGGGCGGUGCUUGGGGGAGGGGCAAAGACAAGGUAUUCCCCACCCCCCGCCUCCGACCUCCAAGCCUCCCUUACUGUCCGCCUCCCGUUCCUACAUCCAGACUCUCCCCGCCCCGAGCGCGCGGCCAUGGCCAGGCUGCCCCCGUCGAUGCGCAAGCGGUUGUACAGCCUCCCGCCACAGAUCGCCCCCAAAGCGUCGAUCAUGGACGAGGAGGACGAAGAGGCAGGAGGCGGCGGCAACGGCAACGGAGGCUGCGGCGACAAGGACGCCCGUCGCAAGAGCAUUAAGCUGAAGCCGUUGCCGUCGGCGGCGCCAGGGGGCGCUCGCGGGUACGGGGCAGGAGAGCCGUCGAGGCUUGGCGGUGGGGAUGCCGGGGGAGGCCUCGUGGACAUCGGUGAGGCUGGCGCCGCUGCUGGUUCCGCGUCGGGGGGCAGCGGCUGCCGGAUAAGCGCCAAGAGCAGCACCAACGGGGACUGCCGGCGCUUCAAGGGGAGCCUCUCGUCCCUCACCAGCCGCCAGCCGCACGACUCGGGCGAGGAGCGCCGGCUGAUCGGCAGCGAGGGAGAAGCGGCGUCCCCCGGCGAGGAGCGGAGCCCCCCGGGUCUUUCCGAGACCGAGCAAGGACCCCCCGCGUCUAUCCCGGCGGCGGGGGCGGCGGCCUCCUCCUCUUCCUCUCCCCGGGACGCGCCGCCUCAACCCUCCGCCUUCAUCAAAGUCGAAGGGGGUGGGGGUCCUGAAGGAGCGGGAGGAGGAGGAGAAGGAGAAGGGGGCGACCAGAUCUCCGCGGACGACGAGCAAAGGCUGGACCAGGCCGGCUUUAUGCAGAGACAGUUCGGGGCCAUGCUGCAACCGGGGGUCAACAAAUUCUCCUUGAGGAUGUUUGGCAGCCAAAAGGCCGUGGAGAGAGAGCAGGAAAGGGUUAAGUCCGCCGGCUUCUGGAUCAUCCACCCUUACAGCGAUUUCAGGUUUUACUGGGACUUGACGAUGCUGCUCCUGAUGGUGGGGAAUCUGAUCAUCAUUCCGGUGGGCAUCACCUUCUUCAAGGAUGAGAACACCACCCCCUGGAUUGUUUUCAACGUGGUCUCGGAUACCUUCUUCCUCAUCGACCUGGUCCUCAAUUUCCGCACGGGGAUUGUGGUGGAAGACAACACGGAGAUUAUCCUUGACCCGCAGAGGAUUAAGAUGAAGUACCUCAAGAGCUGGUUUGUGGUGGAUUUUAUCUCCUCCAUUCCGGUGGACUAUAUUUUCCUGAUCGUGGAAACACGCAUUGAUUCAGAGGUUUACAAGACGGCCCGAGCCCUGCGGAUUGUGCGCUUCACCAAAAUCCUCAGCCUGUUGCGGCUUCUGAGGCUUUCCAGGCUCAUACGCUACAUCCAUCAGUGGGAGGAGAUCUUCCACAUGACCUAUGACCUGGCAAGUGCUGUGGUGCGGAUUGUGAACUUGAUUGGCAUGAUGCUGCUGCUGUGUCACUGGGAUGGCUGCCUCCAGUUCCUGGUUCCCAUGCUCCAGGACUUCCCUGAUGACUGUUGGGUCUCAUUGAAUCGCAUGGUGAAUGACUCCUGGGGAAAGCAGUAUUCCUAUGCGCUGUUCAAGGCCAUGAGCCACAUGCUGUGCAUCGGCUACGGGCAGCAAGCCCCAGUGGGCAUGUCCGACGUAUGGCUCACUAUGCUGAGCAUGAUCGUCGGGGCCACCUGCUAUGCCAUGUUCAUCGGCCACGCCACAGCCCUCAUCCAGUCUUUGGAUUCCUCGCGUCGACAGUAUCAGGAGAAGUACAAGCAAGUGGAGCAGUACAUGUCCUUUCACAAGCUUCCGGCUGAGAUGCGCCAGAGGAUCCACGACUACUACGAACACCGCUACCAGGGCAAAAUGUUUGAUGAGGAGAGCAUCCUGGGAGAACUGAGCGAGCCCCUGAGGGAGGAGAUCAUCAACUUCAAUUGCCGAAAACUUGUGGCUUCCAUGCCUCUGUUUGCCAACGCGGACCCCAAUUUUGUAACAUCCAUGCUUACCAAGCUGCGUUUCGAAGUGUUCCAGCCGGGCGACUACAUCAUCCGGGAGGGGACAAUUGGGAAGAAGAUGUAUUUUAUCCAGCAUGGGGUAGUGAGCGUCCUCACCAAAGGCAACAAGGAGACUAAGCUAGCUGAUGGAUCCUACUUUGGAGAAAUUUGCCUGCUGACUCAUGGCCGGCGCACAGCAAGUGUGAGAGCCGACACUUACUGCCGUCUGUACUCCCUCUCAGUGGACAACUUUAAUGAGGUGCUGGAGGAGUAUCCCAUGAUGAGAAGGGCGUUUGAAACUGUUGCACUGGAUAGGCUGGACAGAAUUGGAAAGAAGAACUCCAUCCUCCUCCAUAAAGUCCAGCACGACCUUAACUCGGGGGUCUUCAACUACCAGGAGAACGAGAUCAUCCAGCAAAUCGUGCAACACGACAGAGAGAUGGCCCACUGCGCACAUAAUAUCCAAGCCGCUGCCGCUGCCGCAUCAACACCCACGCCAGUUAUCUGGACGCCACUUAUCCAGGCCCCUCUGCAAGCUGCAGCAGCCACCACAUCAGUAGCAAUAGCUCUUACCCACCACCCUCGCCUCCCAACAACCACUUUCCGCCCUCCUGUCUCUGUUUUGGGCUCUCUGGGGCAAGCACCAAACCAGACUCCAAGGCAGCUACGAAGACUCCAUUCCUUGGUGUCUUCAGCUGGACCUUCCAUCGUGGGCUCCCCUUCCAGCACACCAUCCCAGCAACACACCCCGGGAGCAGAAACCCUUUCAUCGCCGUCCUUCCAGAUCCAGCAGCUGGCUGGGUUCACAGCCUCGGCUGGCUUAGGCCAGUUCCACCGGGCCUCCACUGGUUCUCCAUCAGCCGGCUCCGCACAGCAGCCCUUGGGGAGCCCGUCGUCCGCAGUACUGAGCCCUCUGCAGCAGGGGGCUGUAGAGUCCCUGGAAGGGCCAGCUCAGCAACAGGCUACUGACAACAACCUCACAAGUGGUUUUGGCCCUUUCCAGAAGGCCCCUGCCAGCUCGCCGUCUGCCGCCACUGCCACCUUCCCCCAGCUGUCCUCCAAUUUGCCCGGCAGCCCCCUCAGCCACUGGCAAGCCACUUGCAGCAACAAGCCCUUCCAGACGGGCCAGUCCCAGCCACUCUCAGGAACUGGGGCACUGGGAGGGAUGAACCACUUUCACUUGUCUCCCUCCUCCAGCUUGAGCCAGCUGGCACAGGCCUCUGGAGGCUCCCUGUUGGCCUUGUGCCAAACCCAGCCAAGUGCAUUAGGACCUUCCACUUCGCCUGCAACUGUAGCUCAGUUGCACCACGAACGGUCACCCUUUGCCUCUAUGUCUCCAUUGAAACAGCCCACCAGUGCCCCUCCUCUGUACCCACCUUCAGGCCUUAGCCCUCCUAGUCAAAGCGCUGCAGCCAGGACUUUCCAGUGCGGCCCUUCCGGGGCAAUGGGCUCCCAUGGAUCUCUGUUGAUGCCUCAGACCUCUAGCCCACCUCUACAGGCCCUUCAACGCAGGAGUACACCGCCACCACCGCCGCCACCGGUUCCACCGGGACGGUUAACCCAGGACCUCAAGUUGAUUUCUGCUUCUCAGCCAUCUCUGCCCCAUGAAGUGGCUCAGACUUUAAGCCAAGGCUCUCCCCACUCCUCUAGAGAGUCGCUCUCUAGCUUCUCAUCUUUCUCUGGAGGAGGAGGGACCAGACCUCUAGGGAAGCCAUAUAGCUUUGUACCAGGGCAAGUGACUCUACCACGGCAGAUGUCCUCAGGUUCGCUGCCUCAGCCAACCAUGUAUGAGGCCAGUUGCGCUAUUCCCCCAUCUCUGACUGCAGCUGAAGGGAGGAAAGGCUCUAUAGGGCUCACGGGGGAACGAGAACCCAUUCCAUCUAAACUGCCCUCCAAUUUGUAAGAUGCUCUUCGCCCCCCCGUUCCGAGGAGCCAUUUUAUUUCAUUUGAGCUUUUCAGAUCCCAAUAGACUUUUACACGGUUCCCAUUUCCUUCCUUUCUUUUCUUCAAGCUAACUAUGAUUAUAGAAGUUUUUAAAAAAUAAUAACACCAACAACAAAGAUAACCAGGUAUUCCUAGAGCUAUAGAUUUUCAGCCACUUUCUUUUAUAGAGUAUUUUGCUACAUGAAGCAAAAGUUGGGGGGAAAAGGUAUGUAAUCAAUACGUGGUAAUAAUAAUCCAGAGGUGAAAUGCACGGCUAAUACAAAGGAUCAGCCAUAGAGUUGAGAAAAUUGGCUCCCUGUGGAGAAAGACAGGUCUUGCUUAGGUAGGUGCCAGGAAUCCAGGGGCCACGUCUCCAUGGAUAAGAUCUGGAAAGAUCCACUGUUGACAUGCCAUAUGUCCAGUUAGACCUGGAAAGAUAUGCAUGUAAAAAAAAAAGGAGGGGGGUGUUGAAAUUUGUUGAAUGAAACAUUGAAUGAAA